Athalia rosae (coleseed sawfly) is the source of this 22868-nucleotide messenger RNA. Its product is annotated as titin homolog. The record is from RefSeq and is a predicted model, not a curated record. Bases 774 to 22868 code for a protein of 7364 amino acids. Gene Ontology annotation, molecular function: protein binding. The transcript has 30 exons. Lineage: Eukaryota; Metazoa; Arthropoda; Insecta; Hymenoptera; Athaliidae.
UCCGAGUGAUCGUAUUAAUCUGGCCGAUUAUAAGUAGAAUUUCCGAGUGGAAUUGGAUGUGCCCGGUUCGUCUAAUAAAAUAUCUUUCACUACGUAACUCCCUACUCUUCGAACAGCUGUGAACCAUCCGUCCCCUAAUACCGGACAUAUCUCUGACCUCUGCCGUUCGGUGGAAAUAUCUUGGGGUCACAGAGACGACAUUCCUUACGCCGCGUCGCGGACGCGUCGUCGGGAUGACUCGAUCGGCGCGCCGGUCGAUCGUCGAGGGGGUUUUGAAUUUUAAUCGCGCAUCCCUCGGGGGUUGCCGUUGGCGAUGGUGUACGGUAGGAGUUUGUGCGCGACGGGAUGAUCCGAGGGAUUUUGGGGCGAGCGGAGAGGCGCCGGUUGUCUCCCGCGAUGCUGCAAACUCCACGAGAGUUUGAGCUUGAACAUCUCGAGGCUAGGCGUGCCACUUGCGCACAGUCAUUUAAACCGUAUUUUUAGAAUCUCGGCAAGUCGAAGACGCCGAAAUAUACGCGUACCCCCGCGCUCACCUACCUAACUAACCCACCUCCGUUCAUGUAACUCGAACUUUCACACCGCGGAAACCUUAUCGCGCGUAUCUUGUAACGCAAUCUAUACGCCCGCGCGCGUGUAACGAACAACUGUCAAUUUUCCUAUCCGAGAUAUUUUUUAAAUUUCGUAAAAAAAAAUAAAACAAGAUCUUGGGGGUGAAUUCCGUGAUCCGGGAACCCUCGCGUCGCGCGAAUAAAAUCGUUGGAGAAAUUUUUUUAAUGACGUUUGACGCUCGAUCUCUGGAAGAUGCCGCAACCGCUACCGUCAGACCUGGUAAGAUUGUAGCACCACGAUGGGAGAACAACGUCGAAGAUUUGAUCGCCGUGGGACGUCCAGGUGUCCCCUUGACCGUGGAAUUGAAACUGGACGAUACGGGGAAUUAUGGAAAGCCGAGCUUCGAACUAUUGCGGGAUCAACUUCCCCUAGCUAGGGAUCGUUACCACGUUCACACGCGGGGUAACGUUGUUCAGUUGACGUUGGAACACACGAAGAUGGAAGACGCCGGACGUUACGCACUCGUCGCAAAAAAUAUCGCCGGUGAAUCGUCGCGAGUGAUUCGCUUCAACGUGGAGGAUACGAAGGGGGAUGACGACGGUGAUCUUCCGACCUUUGUCAGAAGACUGAGCGACUUGGCCGUCAAAGUUGGAACCCGUACGAGAUUUCUCGUAGAAAUCAGAAGCUCGACGCACUUGAAGGUCACAUGGCACAGGAACGACGAACCCCUCCAGGAAGGGACGAGGUUCACCUUCGUACACGAAGGAAAUUUUCACUGCGUCGACGUCGCACCGGUAACGGUCGACGACCAGGGCCACUGGACAUGCAUGGCCGAAAAUCCUUCCGGUCGAUCGUCCUGCACGUCCCACCUGAACGUUGUCGUACCGAAAGCCUACAAAAAACCGGAAUUUGUGGAAGAACUUCGGGCGCUCCUUACGGAAAUGGGAACUGUUUCUUUGGAGUGCAAGGUGGUCGGUGUUCCAACGCCGGUUUUGAGGUGGUUCAAAGAUGACAAAGAGAUAAAAGCCGGCGACGUUUUCGCCCUCACGGCGAAUCCCAACGACCCAACUUCUCUCGGGACUUAUACUUGCGAGGCGGUGAAUUGUAUGGGCGUAACUUAUUCUUCGUCGAAGGUUCACGUCGUCGGCAAGGGCAGUCGAGAAGGUUCACUGAGGCCAGCCGACAAUCUGACUCCGUCCGGACCGUUACCAGUAUUCAAAAAAAUUCUACGCGACGAAUCCAGCAAAAUCGGCGAUUCUCUGACCCUUUCGUGUCAAGUUCAAGUACCACCGUGGCCGAAGAGUAUCGUUUGGUACAACAAAGAAGGACGCGUAGAGGGUAGUGAAAAAUAUCACAUAAUGGAGGAUGGAUUGGGCGGUUAUUCCAUUGAAAUAAAACCACUGGAAGCGAUGGACGAAGGGGAGUGGAAGUGUGUGGCGACCAGUAACGAGAAUGUCAAACAGUUCACCACCUGCCACGUAAUGAUGUCGAUUCCGAAGAACUACAGAAAACCGAGAUUUAUGGAAAGCCUGAGAGCGGUGCUCACCGAAGAAGGUCUUGUUUCUUUCGAGUGCAAAGUGGUCGGAUUUCCAACGCCCGCGUUGCGAUGGUUCAAGGACGGUCAGGAAUUGAAACCUGGAGACGUUUAUCAAUUGACGGGUACCAAUUCUCUGGGUUCUUACUGUUGCAUCGCGAGGAAUUGUAUGGGUGAAACGAAGAGCACGGCCGAAUUGACCGUCGAGGAUAUUCAAAACCAGCUGAACGAAGAGGAACGUCUUCAGUUGUUCAGCACGAAUCAGCCGCCGAAAUUUAUCAAGGGUCUGAAAAGUUGCGAAGCGAAAAUAAACGAGGACUUUCGCUUCACGAUUCAAGUGAGCAUUGUGCCAGAGCCUGGCUUGUCGUGGUACCGAGAUGACGAACCGGUGAAAGAUAACGAGAGGUACCUCUUCUCGAGAGAAACAUUGGGCACCUGCCACUUCGAUAUUCGAAAGUUGGAAUUUUCAGAUCAAGCCGAAUGGAAGUGCGUCGCUACGAACGACUUCGGUCACAGCAUCACCUCCUGUUUUCUGAAGCUAUUAAUUCCUAAGCAUUUCAAAACGCCAAAGUUCCUCGAGAGCCUUCGGGCUAUCCUCUCCGAAGAGGGGGCUGUCAAUCUGGAGUGCAAGGUCAUCGGAGUCCCUCAGCCAAUUUUAAAAUGGUACAAAGACGGCGUCGAGCUGAAGCCCGGUGACAUUCACAGAAUCAUAUCGGGCCAGGAUGGCACCUGUUGUCUCGGAACAUACACCUGCGAAGCGACCAACUGCAUGGGGACGGUCAGCAGUUCGGCGUCACUCCUCGGAUUCGAAGAUCGGGGGGCAGCUAAGAAAGACGCGAAGGAGAUACCAGCGGGGCACGAUCUCGCCCGAAAUUUAUCCCUGUCGACGAUACACGAAGAAAGGACAUCCCAAAUGUACGACACACCCCAGACCGACCAAUCCAUGACGCUCGACGAACGCGGCGAGGUUUCCUUCAGUUUCGACGGUAAGGAGGUUUCUGUUAGCCUCUACGAGACACCGGAUCUCACCGAAGAGGAAGCUCUUCAGAUCGUCGAAAUGUACGCCGACCAAUUGUCGGAACACGUCACCGAACAUAAUGUGAUAGAACUACCCCCGUUGCGUUUCGUGAAAGAGACUUCGAAUUCCGGUAAUCUUUUAAUGGAGGCGGUAGUGAUCGACGUGUCUCCGGAUUAUUUUAUUACCGCCGAAGAAGAUUUGCGAACGGAAGCCGACAUGGACGACAUGUCUAUAAUGGAAGAUCAGACCCAGCCGCUGUCGUCGCCUGAAAUUCAUGGGGAUGACGUGAACCAGUUCGAUCGAGCGAUGACCGCUACUCCGCUCAUCGGUGAAGAUGGAAGGCCGCUGAGACCGCCGCGAAAAAAGUCAGGCAGCAUGUCGUCGAGGAGCGAGAGGAGCGAGAGGAGCGAGAGGAGCGCGAAAAGUCAGAGAUUGGAGUCCGAGAGUUACCACAGUGCGCGCGAGCCGACGGGUCAGGUUUCGACGAAGGACGACAGCGACCCGUUCACGGAUGCUCUCUCGAUACACUCGCAGGUAGUUUCGAGCUCCGAUCGCACCGGUCAGAAAGAAGCGCUGAAGCGAAAAUCGAACAGCAAGCACAGCAGCGGCGAACAAACUUCCAGUUACGAAGGUGACUCCCCGUUGGACGCGGCGACCAGCGCGCCGAAGAAAAAGAAGGCUAAAAAAAAGAAAGAAAAAUCUCUGUCGCGCAAGGGUAGCAAGGAGGAGUCCGCGAAGGGAGGAGAAUCAUCGGACCGGGCUGAUUUGAAAACUGAAUCGAUCGCCGCCGCCGGAGCGCAGGACGAGAGUAAUCCUGAUGUAGAAAUUCAGGAUCUCGCUACAGUCGAAAAAUCGUCGGAGUCCGAUGGACAAAAAUCGUUAUCCAAGGGUAACAAGGAACGGUUGAUCGAAAACAUCCACAGGCUGACGCAGCCCGUUAGAAUUAUAAGAAACGCGCUGGUGAACCUUGACACGCUAUUCGAAGCCGAUAGCGAGUCGCAAUUGAACGCCACUAUUAUGGAACACAUCGUUCGACCGAUCCAGGAACUUUGCGAGGAAGUCUCACUGGUGGAGGAGAAGGCCCUCAAAUCGGCUGGAGACAAGUCUCUCACUCAGGCGGUGAGAAUUUCGCUGUUAGAAUCCGUCAGCGGCCCUAUGGAAGAACUUCUGAGGGGCAUCGAGUUGAUAAAACGUCAGGAAGGAUCGCAGGCGGUGAAAUCCGACAUAAUAAUUUUGGAGUCGCUCACCGAUCCGAUCGACGAAAUAUCGUCCGGAUUGGCAAAAAUCGAACACGAGCUAUCGGGUCAGACGAAUUGCGAGAAACCGAUAGCUCUUCAAAGAAUAAUUCAGACCACAUCUCGUCUCGGUAAGAGUACCGCGAUUCUUCAGGAUCGCGUUCGAGGCACUUCCGGUAUCACGGCUCAUCUGAAACGCAUACACGACACCUUGGAUCUGUUCAUAAAAAGCGUGACGGUGAGUCCGGUGGAUGGAACGACCGAAAACAUCGACACUAUAGUCGUGGAGUCGCUGACGCGACCGGUUGAAGAGCUGGAACGAAUCGUCAGGCUGAUCGCCAGCAAUCCUGAGAUCUCGUUGGAAUCGGAGUCCGGGGUGGACUUGGCUGUCUCUGUGAACGAGUUGAAAAAUAGAUUGACCACUUUGUCCGCAGCUUUGGAAAGUUACGGGGGUGAGGCCACCGGCUACCAUUCCAUCACGGUGAUGGCGUUGGCCGAAGCCGCGACGGGACUGGACCGAGAACUUUCGAGGCUUGAAAAAGACAAGACAGUUCAUGGAGAAAAUAAAGAUGUGCAGAUCGUAGCCAGAUCCGUCCUCGAGCUACGGAAUACGAUCGAAGCGAUUUCUUCCCUUCCCAUCAAUCCUCUGAAACAUUCAAGAUCGCUGCUGAUCGAGAUGCAGAAGAGCCUCGCCCAGGUCCUGGAAAAUGCUGUCCUGCAGUCUGGAAAACGGAAACUUACCGACACCAACAAUUCUUUUAUCGUUCAGAAUCUGGCCGAACCCGUCGACGGGCUCAACAAUCAACUGCGAAAGUUGGAAUCUGCCGUAGAGUUACAAACCAGCGAUCUGAAUCAUCUUUUGGAAUCCCUCGAAUUUUUGAAUCAAACCGUAACUUUGUGUCAAAAAAAUUUACUCGACACCGGAGACGCGAGAAAUCCAAACAUAUCAGCACUCGACGACGUCAAAGAUCCGUUGGACCAAAUUAUCGAUCGGUUGCAGCAGGACGCGGUAGCGAAAAUUCAGGACAGUGGAGUUUCCUUGGCGAUUGAAAAGAUGAGGACUGCGAUCGCCAACGUUCUUGCCGCCGCCGAAAAUUGCACAACCAACGAGGAUAAAACUUUGGUUCUGGAGAGCCUGAAAUCACCGCUGAUCGAAAUACAAUCGAAUCUAGACACGAUCAAAAGUAUCUGCAUUGGAAAAAUCGGUGACCUGUUCGUCGUAGAUUUGAUACACAAUUUUUAUCAGCCGGUGGUCGAAUUAUCCGGUCUAACGACUUGCCACGACAACGAAGCUCUCGGUAAACUGGCGGAGAUAAAGGAGAGGGUGCGAAAUUCCGUCAAAUCAAUCAACAAUAGCGCAAAGUUGGAGGGGCGCCAGAACAGCGUAGAGAUCAAGGCGAUACUGCCGCUGAUUGAAAAUCUUGAAACUGCCGUAACGCGGGUUGAAACAGUUAAGAAAACUGUACGCCACCUAAAAGAACUCACGGAUGAAAUAAGUCUGGUGAAAAAUAUAUUCGGCAAAAUUUCACCAGGACUUCCCUUAGCGUCGGGUGCGACCGAUAAGCUGACCGUCUCCCUGAGCAAUGUCGUUCGGAUCGCCAAGAUCGUUAGAAACGAGGCUGUGUUCUCAGCUCUGGACAUUCCGAUGGGUGAAAUUGAGAAUUUCGUCGACAACGUUUUUGCGAACGUCAAUUUGGUGAACGACACCUUGGACGACGAUAGUGUAGCGACCUUGUUGUCGAUCGAUAAACCACUUCAUUCGCUGUACGAUGCAAUGAGUAGCAUCCAGACGGACGUCGUCGAUGAAAAAAUUAACGGAGGCGCGGGACGAGCUCUUGUGAAUGCCGUUAACGAUCUGGUGCAACCGCUGGAAGCUGUGCAGUUAAAAUCUACGGCGAUGCGAGAACAACUUGCGAACGUGACACCGAUUUCGCACGCACUGCUCGAACCCCUUCGCGAUGUCAAGACGAAUUUGUCGGACGUUUUGGGCGAGUACGAGAGGGUAGCGAAAAAACGAGGGCGUUCGUCGUCCAUCGUGAAUUACAUCGAAGGUCUGAAUCAGAAUUUGGAUAGGAUCGUUAAUUCGAAAAAUGACGAGGAAACGGUGGAGGUAUUUGUGAACUUGAAGGGACCACUUCACGCGUUGUUAUCAUCGCUGGAGUUGCAAGAUCACGGUCACGAGGAAUUGAUCAUUCUGAAAAGCAUGGAAGUCCCACUCGCGAGUCUGAGAGAAGCUCUGUCAUCGGUAUCAGCUAAAACCAAAGUUGCUCAGUUGUUACAACCCGUACUAGCGGUAUUGAAUAAAAUCGAAAGCAGAGUCCCGGUUGUCGUCGAGGAAGUGUUGAACAGGGAGAACAAGGCUACGCUCGACAACGAUUCGAAGCUGAAGGAACUUGUCGCGAAAGUCAAAUCUCCGCUGAACGACAUUUGCGAAGAGAUGUCCGUAAUUGUUGACGAGCACGAAAAAUCAGCGCGUUCAACAUCUCCAGCAUCCGAGAUCGCUCUUCAGGUGAUAGAAAUAAGGGAAAAUAUUUCCAAAGUCAUCAAUCAAGCCGACCAAUCAUCCGAUAAAGGGACCGUACACGUUCUCGCGGACCUUAAAGAAUCUCUAUCGAAAUUGCAGCAUAUUUUAAUCGCGAAAGAUCACAACAGCGACGAAUCAAUGAUAAUAGAGAACAUAGCAAAUCCAAUUUCGAAAUUAAAAAUUGUCGUUCAGGAGGUACUUCAACGCGAAGACGUCGAAGAAGUGAAUUCACUGUCCGGUCUACUGGAGGAACUGGAGGAGCAGAUACCGUUGAUCGCAAGGGUGGAUCCUGCCAAGCUGGAAAAAGGUUCGUUGGACUCGUUGUCGAUCGAAGAGCCGCAGACACUGGCCGAUCAGAUUUUAGAUCCUUUGAUCGACAUUCAAUCGAAAAUUAGCACGGCUCUCGACGAAGUGGAAAAAGUUGAUAAUCCCACCGUGCAGUCUUCGGAACUGGCUUCUUGUCUCGUGGAAUUGAGACAGUUCGUUUCUUCGGCAGCUCACACUGCCACGACCCUUAAAACCGAAGAAACCGUGAACGCGUUGUCGGACUUGCGCGAGCCUCUCCUCGAUCUCCAAGUUGCGUUGAAUUUGGAUCACGCACCCGAGGAAAUGGUGCUCAUAAAAAAUAUCACGCCGCAAAUCAGGGAACUCAAACACGUCGUUGAAACCGUGAUAAAAUCUGAACCAGCUACCGGUGCGGCUCUGGUGGAACCGGUCCUUCAUGUUAUCGAAGAUAUUCAAGCUCAAGUUCCUGACAUAAUAAAAAAACUUGAAAUUAAGAAAAAAUCAAAGAAAGAAAAAGUAGCUCAGGUUUCUGAACCGAAGCCGCAAGUUCUUGGGGCGAAUAUUUCAGGGCUUUUGAGUGGCGUACAUUUUGCGCUGUCUUCUGCUUUAGAAGAACAAGAAGAGGCAUUGAAUAUCGAUAAUCUCCCGUCUUCCACUAUCGCUGAAAGCGUCGAAGAGGUAAGACAAGUUAUCGCUGCUCUAGCUGUAGCGACCGGUUCUGUGUCGGAGCCAUUGAGUGACGAGCAGACUAUCGAGGAACUGUCAAAAUUGAAAAAACCCUUACUACAAAUGCAGAGAAUUUUGUUGAUCAAAGAACACGGAGAACAAGAAGCAGCGAUUCUGAAGCAUAUCGUCCAACCUGUAGAGCAACUUAAAAUGGUCGUUUUAAAAGUGAUUCAGAGUACCGAAGCUCCGUCUGUACUUCCGGUGUUAGAAUUACUGGAAGAAAUAGAGAAGGAUGUUCCAUUGGUUGCCAAAGAAUUAGCGAAGCGUAGAAAAUUGAAAAAAGAGAAAGCGAAACCAGUCGAGACUGUCGAAGUAGCGAAGCCUAAAAGACUGGCUGGAAAAAUAGCGGUUCCCUUCGACACGAUUCAAAAUACAUUGACAACCAUUUUAGAAGAAAUGCGAAGAUCCGGUGCGAAAAAAUCGCCGAUCGCAGCGUCGAUAAAUGUCUUGAAUCAAAUAGUUACGAAUAUCGCGAUCACCGCAUCCUAUUCCGAACCACCCAGUGACGAAGAGAUGACGGAAAUUUUGACGGAUUUGAAGGAACCGUUGGCCAAACUGAACGAAGCUGUUUCGAUCAAUCACAAACCCGAGGACCUCGAAAUUCUUGAAUGUGUUAAACAGCCGAUCAAAGCUCUGCACGUAAUUACAUUGAACGUUAUGGAAGAAAGUGAGAGCAGUGGACUCCAAAAUCUUAUAGAAGUCCUGGAAGAGAUCGAAAACCAAGUGCCUCUGGCGAUCAAAGAAGCCGUGUACAAAAAAGAAUUGCAACAAGCCGUAGAAUCUUUAGAACCCGAAUCGAUUGCGGAAAUUAAAACGAUGCAGUCCGAAGUCCCUGAAAAAAUCGAGAGCGUGAAAAACGUUGCAGAGGACGGUGAAUCUAAGCUAGGUGAACUCGAGUCUCGAGUAUCGGAUACUUUGUCAAUCGAAUCGAUGCCUACGACAAAAUUGGCAUCGGCAGCGGAAGGAGAUGCUCAAACGAUCGUAACUGUGGAUUCAAUGAGAUCCAUGCCCUCGUUGGCGAGCCGAGAAAUUCAAAAUACCUCUCAACCGGAAUCAGAAAAAUUAGGAACAGAAAAAGUAGCUAUUAUCGAGGAUCCUUCGAACGCAGGAUCCGGAGAUUCAUUUAAUCAGAUCGUAAAAAUGGAAUCUCAACAAACUGCGGGUUCAACUCUAGCCAAAAUAGUCUGCGAACCUCUUCAUAAAGUUCAACUUGAGAUAGCGAAUACUUUAGACGACUUCGAACAACUGACUGAAAUUGACGCCCCUCCUUCCGAACUUGGUUGCAGACUAGAAGAACUUAGGCAAACAGUGUCAACGUUGCACGUUUCGACAGCUCCUUACGGCAAGGCACUUUCUAACGCGGAAGUCCUCAAUGCUUUGGAAAAUUUAUUUCAACCGUUGUUAAAUCUUCGGGAUACGCUGAGUACGAAAAAGCACAAUAACGAAGAAUUGCUGAUUCUGAAUCAUCUGGAACAGCCGAUUCGAGAAAUCGGUGAAGUUAUGAAACAAGUAGCUAGUGAAAACGCUGCCGAGGGAUUCCUGGACUUUGCAAAAAUUAUACAAGUCCUGGAUGAAAUUCAAAUGUGGAUUCCGCUGGUGGCGAAGGAGAUCAACACGAGGCAGCAAGUGAUGCAAGUAUUAUCCGAUAUAUCGAGACCGCUUGAUAUCAUGCACAGGUGUAUGGUCGACCUCGAAGCGACCGCGAAGGAUGCGGUGGAGACCGAUGUUGCAGCUUUCUUAGGAGAACCGAUAAAUACUUUGAAAGAAACGAUUAACGUUGUAAUGAAAGAUCUGGAAUUAUUAGAGCAGCAGAAAUGUGCUAUUUGGGAACUGAAGACUCUCGUUGAACCGUUGAUAGAAUUUCAAAGCUCACUCUCGAUGAUUCAGAGUAGCCAAAACGUCGUGCCGGAAACGAUGUUGCUCGCAGAAAAGAAGAACGUUAUUCUUCAAGCCGUGAAUGGCCUGAAAGCAUCGAUCAAUGCGACGAUAGACAAAAUUGAACAUCAGGAGAACUCGAAUCUAAUAGUAGAACCACUGCAAGCGCUCAAUCAGGCCAUGACUACGGUCCAGCAGCAAGUGAAUAAAACCGAUUAUUAUCGAAGGCCCAGCGUGACGCUGAGAGGCCACAUGAUCGGGCCCCUAGAUCAUCUCAGCAACACGAUAUCAGCUCUGGAAGAUUACAUCGAUCAGGGUACCUACGACGUCAUCUCUCAAUCUUUGGAAACUCUUCAGAAGCAAAUUCUAUCGGCACAAGAUCAGUUCAAUCAAAUCGAUCAACCGAUCGACGAAGAGGUGAUUAUCGAGGGAUUUUUGUACCCUACUAAUCAACUGCAAUCGGCGUUGACCAUUUUACGUGACAAUCUCGUGAAAAAAGCUAUGCUUCCGAUCACUUGCGGAUCAACAGAAUUACUCCAGGCGUUGAGUGGCUCGAUAGGAGAACUGAGGAGAUCAUUGACUCUACUGCAAACUGAACUGACGCACGAGUCCAAGGGGGCGUCGAUCAUAGAAACUUUAUCCGCGAUCUUCAUACCGCUGGAUAAAAUCAGCGAAAUAAUUGAUAAGAUUGUCAGGGAUUCGCCGAAAAUUGAAAAGUCCUUGACGGUUGAGGAACUGCCGAAGAGAGAACCAUCCCCGGUUAGCCAAGAAUUGAGAAAAGCGCUGCAAAUCGCUCUGCAGGCUGAAGAAGUCAAGGAGAGAGGAGAGAAGGAGAAGGAAAGGGAAUCCGCUGUUGUCGGCGAAUUGAAAGAGAGCGGUGAUAACGUCGCUGCGAUUUUAGUUCCAGAGACAGAAAGCGCGACUUCGAUUCAGGUAUUGAACAAACCGUUGCAAGAUCUACAAAAAUCCAUCAUCGCUAUCCAAGAAGCGGGUCCUUCUGCGACAUCCGAAGAUUCGGAUAAUUUGAGAAAUGCGGAAGAACAGAUAAAAGAAUUGCAGAAAUCGAUUUCCUCGGUUUGCGGAUCCAUUACUUCUACGAACGAAGGUGAAGGCUCUGCUGAAGAUUCGUUGAUCGAUAAACUUCUCAGUCCUUUGUCAGAAUUUGAAAAUUCCCUUGCUACGAUUCAACAUAAAAUAGAAUCCGAAGAGAUCGUUUCACCGGUGGAAUGCCAAAUUAAAUCAUUGGCGAUCGCUGAGCUGAUCGAACCUGUGAAAGAGUUACAGAAAUCCAUCACAAUCGUUCAUAACCAGUCUCUUGAACGGUCGGAAAAAAUUAAGGAGGGAGAAGUCGACGAUCUCGAACAGGUAGCUCAACUAGUUGAUAAAUUACAAGCAUCGUUAGUUGUGUUGAGUGGAAAAAAUAUCGAGUCGCAAAAAGCCGAGGAGAAAGAAAUUGAGAAAAAUGUAUCCCAGCAGGGAAUACUGUCUGUUAAUCAAUCACACGCAAUUGAGCAGGAGAGCGUUGUUUUACAAGGAAACCAAGAAGCUUCUGAGCCGGAUCUCGAAGUCGUUCGAACAUCACCCGAGGCUAAUAAGAAAAAAGUCAAGAUCUCCGAGCCGGAUGAGACUAAGCUUGGCAAGACAAAUGAUAAUGUUAAUGACAUUCAGCAGACUACCGCCCAACCACUGGAGGAAUUAAUCGAGGCUAUCGUGGUAUCCCAGGCCCAGGGGGCUGAGUCAACUACGGAUUUCGAAGACUUGUCGAUCGUUUCAGAGCUGGGUGAACGCUUGGAGCGACUGAAAACUUCGAUAGCGACGAGUGAAAAUGUAGAAUUUAUCGCCGAGCCGUUGCAGGAGCUCAAAAAUUCCAUCGCCGUUAUCAGGGAUCAACUGGUCCUUGCGGAAAAUUCGGAGAUAUCGGAAGGCCAACAACUUCUGAUGAGCAUAGCUCAACCACUCGUCGAAAUUCAGACGUCCAUUGCCGCUAUUCAGGGUGAAACUCCCACCGAAGUUGAUCAAGUAUCGGAACUCAAAGUAAUUACUAACCGCCUAGAGGAACUGAGGACUAAAAUAGCUACCAACGAUGAAAAAAUAGCCAAUGAAGAAACCUCUGCGCUGCUCCCCGAACAAAUUCAAUUGCCUGAAAAUCUGGCGAUACCCCUUCAAGAACCGUCCCAAGCCACUGAUGUCGCGCAGGUAAUCGCAACUCCUGAAAUUCACUCGGCGAACAGUGAAAAAAUUCAGGAACAGGCUCACCAAGAAAUAUCUAAACUUCUUGAACCGAUCGGAAAGUUGCAAAAAGCUGUUUCAAAAGCUUGCGAAUUUUCGGCGAAAGCGGUUCAACCGGAAAUCACGGAAGGUCAAAAGCCUGAAUUAUUGAGAGCGGUUAUCGAACCUCUUAUACAGUUGCAAGAAGUGAUCGCCACAAUUGUGGAGAAUGAAGAAUCAGUUCGAGAGCUGACCAGUCCGUUGGCAGAGCUCGCAAGUAACAUAGCAUUGGUACGUGAAAAAGUUGUGACUGAAGAAGGGGUGAAAUUCGCUGUUCUUAAAGCUCUGGAAAUUCCUCUGGAGCAAAUUCAAACUGCGAUUGUGUUGGUCGCGGGAACGGUCGAAAAAACGGGCAAAUCUGAAAUUCCUAGACUGGAAACAAUUAUGGAAUUGGUUGAACCAAUCAAGACGUUGAAAGAAUCUAUCGCCCUUAUUCAAGAUCAAUCUCUCGACGCUGAGGCGAAAGCCUUGGAAACCGAAUCGCAAAUUUUAGCGCAAGCCACGCAAUCUGAAGAACCAAAAGCGACUGAAAAAGUCCAUGAACAUCCUGUAGUUGUUGAAAAAAAAGCGGAUGACGUUCCCACGGAAACAGAACAGGUCGCCAAAGAAUUCGAAACUGAUCUGAACGUUCUGGAAGAAAUUGCAGCACCUCUAAGGGAGCUCCAAAAAUCUCUCGCAGUAAUAACUGAAGUAAAAAUUAUCGGAGAAGAUACCGUGGAUCUGCCGCAAGCAGCUGGAGCAAACUUGCUGAAUAUUUUAGCUGAACCAUUCGAUGCACUUGCAAAGUCGGUAGCCGUUGUUAGACAACAGAUUGCUCUAGACGCCGGAUCUGAUGUGAUUCCCUCGCCGGAACACGUUUCUAUACAGCAAACGUUGAAUGAACCGAUCAAUGUUCUCCAGAAUUGCAUCGCUAACAUCCAAGAAAAUGUAAUCAUUAAUUCCCAGGCUACAGAGAGCGAGGACAAGAUAAAUCUUUUAGCAAAAGAAAUCGCUCAGCCGCUGGCAAAUUUGCAGAAAUCUAUAGCUACCGUCCAAGAACAAUUCCACAACGAAGCUGCUACCGAAGCGCUGAUAAAAAUUGAAGACAUCUCGGUGUUGAAAAUAUUAGCUGAACCUCUUCAAGAGCUACAAAAAUGUUUGGCUGUCGUUAGUCAGCAGACUCUUAUAGAGCCCAGUUCAAAUGCAGUUAUUGAAUCGAUUUCUAGUCACGUAGAAAAAGCGGAAGACUGCAGUUUUAUUCAAGAACCGAGUAAAAAUGAGCCUGAAAAGUCCGAUGCAAUUGUUGAAGAACUUAUUCCCAUGGAGACCACAGAGGAUAAGAUUUCUAGGGAUAAUGUUUCACUGAUCACAACGCUGACCCAUCCCUUGGAAGAGCUCCAAAAAACUUUGAUCGGUAUCGAGAAUCGCAUUCCCUCUGAAUCCGAAGCCACAUCUCAUUCUGAAGUGACGGAUUUAUCCUUGCUACAAGCGAUAGCUAAACCUUUAGAGGAAUUAAAGCAGUCCAUUCUCGUGGUUCAGGAGAACACAGCGAUCGAAGGAGUCGAAGAUAUACCUGAACAAGAUGAUGCCGCAAAAUUGAUCGCUCUCGCUGAACCUCUCGCAGAAUUAUGCGAAUCGAUUGCGGCAGUUCAGGAAGAAAUCGCAGUCCAAACAGACAGGAAAUCGCCUUCAGAAAGUAUCCUUGCGCUGCCCAGUAUAGCUAACCCACUUGAAAAAAUCGAAAAAUUCAUUACUCUCGUCGAACAGCAAGUAGCGAUGCAGCCCGAUAUCGAAACAACGUCGGAAAUUGACGGUUCUUCAGCCCUGAAAACGUUGGCCACGCCAAUCCAGGAAAUCCGACGUUCCGUAGCCGUGAUUCAGGAGCACGUUGUUUCGGAGCCAGAAGCAACGACGACGCUGGACCAAGAUAAUUUAUCGGUACUCAAGACUCUCGCGGAUCCUUUGCAGGAAAUUCAAAAUAGUUUUGCCCUCAUCGAGGAACAAGUAAUCCUGGAAGCGGACGUUAUUUCUAUGUCGGAAAAAGAGGAUAUCGAGUUACUUAAAACUUUAGCAUCGCCUUUGGAAGAACUUCAGCGAUCAAUAGCUGUAAUUCAGGAUCAUACGUUGAUAGAAUCUGCCGAACAAGCUUUGUCGGAGAAGGCAGACAUCUCGCUGUUGAAGACAUUAGCUGAACCGAUAAUUGAACUGCAAAAAUCCGUAGCCGCGAUCCAGGAACACGUUCUAAUCGAACCGGGCACCACUUCGAUUUCAGAAAGGGAAGAUACUUCGCUGUUGAAGGCCAUAGCUUCGCCGAUCGAAGAGCUGCAAAAAUCAAUCGCCGUGAUUUAUGAGCAGACCACCGUCGAACCAGGAGUGGACAGCAUUUCCGAAACGGAAGAUCUUUCUCUACUGAAAACUUUGGCCCACCCACUCGAAGAAUUGCAGAAGUGCAUCGCCGUCAUUCAGGAGCACAACGUGGUCGAGCCAAAGGAGAUGGACGUAGCGGAACUCGAAGAUGAGGUGAUCGAAAAUAUCGUGGAGCCGAUCCGAGGUAUUCAAAAUAUGAUAAUGGAUAUUGAACAAGUUACGGUAGAUUGCGACGACGACACGCUAACUGAAUUUAACGCAUUGCAAAGUUUGGUUGACCCCUUACAAGGAAUUUCCGAUUGCGUGGCUGCAAUAAAAGAGUCCGAUAGUUCCGCGCUUGAAGCAGAUCAAGAAUUACUCACAAUUUUGGCCGAGUCCAUCGAUAGUCUUGACAAAACGAUCGAGGAAAUUGAACCAGAUACCAUUAGCGAUGAAAAUAAAUUGUUGAAACCGAUUGCAGAAGAUUUGAUCAGAAUAAAACAAUCUUUGACGAUCGUCAAAGAGAAUUUCCCUCAGUUUGGAGCGCUUUGCGAAUUAGAAGCGCCUUUGAAUGCCUUGGAAGAGUCGAUGAGAAUGGUUCGCGAAAUAGCGGUAAGCGAUAGUGAGUUAGUAAAAGUAGAACUCGAUGACGAACCGUUAGUUGCUGAUUGGUCAAUUGUUAACAAAUUGGUCGAUCAUGUAGAAGGAGUUAUGAAGUCUAUAUCAAAAGUUGAGGGUCAAAUAGCCACCGAAAAGAGUCUAGAGAGGGUCAUAGAAAUUGAAGCAUUGCAGACUCUGAUAGGUCCUCUGGAAGGUAUCCAGAAAAGUUUUGCAACGAUUCAGGAACAAGCCAGCGAAAUGCAGCCCGUCGAUGAAGAAGCAGCGAUCGAAGCGAUCGUUGACUCGUUGUACGAUCUUGAAAAAUCAAUUUCGAUUCUUCAGACACAAGCUGUCGACAGGCCGGUUUCACAACCACUCUACGGUGGGCCCGACGCACUGGUAUUGCAUGGCCUAGUCCUACCCCUGGAGGAAUUGAAAAAAUCAAUAACUACAGUUCAAGAGUCAGCGACGACGUACCUGGAAAAUUUGGAGGAACCAUUGAGAACUCUAGAGCUUGCGAUGAAAGUAGUCGAGGAGACAAUGCCAUCCGAAACGACUGAACAGGAAAAAAAAGAGAUCACUGGAAAAAAAAUGAAGAAAUCACGUUCAAUCGAAGAGCUGGAUAUACAGAGUCCUGCGAAAAUCACAGUCGAAGAUGAUUCGCAUAAGCUCAGCCAAGAUGAAGCAGAAAUAAUGACGGAGGAAGAAAAAUUGGAACAUGAUAAACCAGCUGAAUUAAAGAGGGCAAAAAAAAUCGAAGAGAAAGAUCUUGAUGGGGUGAAAGAGGCAGAGAAAUUGGAACCAGAGGCUCAAAAAAAAAGCGUUGAAAAAGAAGCAAUCAAAGAGGAAAAAGCUGAUAAAAAAGUAAAAGAUGAAGCUGAACAGGUGAAAGCAGAAACCACAGAAAAAGAGCGAAUCAGUUUGGAAACUGAAAAAGCAGACGUUCAGCAGAAAAAAGAGAAAAAUCGAUCAAAGAUCGAAGAAGAUGAGAGAGAAAAACUUGCUGAACAGGAAAGUCUUGCGAAGGAGGAAGUCGAUCGAAGACAGAAAGAAGAGUCUGAGCGAUUGAAAAAGGAAGAAGCAGAGAAACAAAAAAUUGCUGAACAGGAACGUCUGGCAAAGGAAGAAGCUGAUAGAAAAAAAAAGGAAGAGUCUGAGCGAUUGAAAAAAGAAGAAGCAGAGAAACAAAAAAUUGCUGAACAGGAACGACUCGCAAAGGAAGAAGCUGAGAGAAAAAAGAAGGAAGAGUCUGAGCGAUUGCAGAAAGAAGAAGCAGAGAAACAAAAAAUUGCUGAACAGGAACGACUCGCAAAGGAAGAAGCUGAUAGAAAAAAGAAAGAAGAGUCUGAGCGAUUGAAAAAGGAAGAAGCAGAGAAACAAAAAAUUGCUGAACAGGAACGACUCGCAAAGGAAGAAGCUGAUAGAAAAGAGAAGGAAGAGUCUGAGCGAUUGAAAAAGGAAGAAGCAGAGAAACAAAAAAUUGCUGAACAGGAACGACUCGCAAAGGAAGAAGCUGAGAGAAAAAAGAAGGAAGAGUCUGAGCGAUUGAAAAAGGAAGAAGCAGAGAAACAAAAAAUUGCUGAACAGGAACGACUCGCAAAGGAAGAAGCUGAGAAAAAAAAGAAGGAAGAGUCUGAGCGAUUGAAAAAGGAAGAAGCAGAGAAACAAAAAAUUGCUGAACAGGAACGACUCGCAAAGGAAGAAGCUGAGAGAAAAAAGAAGGAAGAGUCUGAGCGAUUGCAGAAAGAAGAAGCAGAGAAACAAAAAAUUGCUGAACAAGAACGACUGGCAAAGGAAGAAGCUGAUAGAAAAAAGAAGGAAGAGUCUGAGCGAUUGCAGAAAGAAGAAGCAGAGAAACAAAAAAUUGCUGAACAAGAACGACUGGCAAAGGAAGAAGCUGAUAGAAAAAAAAAGGAAGAGUCUGAGCGAUUGCAGAAAGAAGAAGCAGAGAAACAAAAAAUUGCUGAACAAGAACGUCUGGCAAAGGAAGAAGCAGAGAAACAGAAAAUUGCUGAACAGGAACGACUCGCAAAGGAAGAAGCUGAUAGAAAAAAGAAGGAAGAGUCUGAGCGAUUGAAAAAGGAAGAAGCAGAGAAACAAAAAAUUGCUGAACAAGAACGACUGGCAAAGGAAGAAGCUGAUAGAAAAAAAAAGGAAGAGUCUGAGCGAUUGCAGAAAGAAGAAGCAGAGAAACAAAAAAUUGCUGAACAAGAACGUCUGGCAAAGGAAGAAGCUGAAAGAAAAAAGAAGGAAGAGUCCGAGCGAUUGAAAAAGGAAGAAGCAGAGAAACAGAAAAUUGCUGAACAGGAACGACUCGCAAAGGAAGAAGCUGAUAGAAAAAAGAAGGAAGAGUCUGAGCGAUUGAAAAAGGAAGAAGCAGAGAAACAAAAAAUAGCUGAACAAGAACGUCUGGCAAAGGAAGAAGCUGAAAGAAAAAAGAAGGAAGAGUCCGAGCGAUUGAAAAAGGAAGAAGCAGAGAAACAGAAAAUUGCUGAACAGGAACGACUCGCAAAGGAAGAAGCUGAUAGAAAAAAGAAGGAAGAGUCUGAGCGAUUGAAAAAGGAAGAAGCAGAGAAACAAAAAAUUGCUGAACAGGAACGACUCGCAAAGGAAGAAGCUGAGAAAAAAAAGAAGGAAGAGUCUGAGCGAUUGAAAAAGGAAGAAGCAGAGAAACAAAAAAUUGCUGAACAGGAACGACUCGCAAAGGAAGAAGCUGAGAAAAAAAAGAAGGAAGAGUCUGAGCGAUUGAAAAAGGAAGAAGCAGAGAAACAAAAAAUUGCUGAACAGGAACGACUCGCAAAGGAAGAAGCUGAGAGAAAAAAGAAGGAAGAGUCUGAGCGAUUGAAAAAGGAAGAAGCAGAGAAACAAAAAAUUGCUGAACAGGAACGACUCGCAAAGGAAGAAGCUGAGAAAAAAAAGAAGGAAGAGUCUGAGCGAUUGAAAAAGGAAGAAGCAGAGAAACAAAAAAUUGCUGAACAGGAACGACUCGCAAAGGAAGAAGCUGAGAAAAAAAAGAAGGAAGAGUCUGAGCGAUUGAAAAAGGAAGAAGCAGAGAAACAAAAAAUUGCUGAACAGGAACGUCUGGCAAAGGAAGAAGCUGAGAGAAAGAAGAAGGAAGAGUCUGAGCGAUUGAAAAAGGAAGAAGCAGAGAAACAAAAAAUUGCUGAACAGGAACGUCUCGCAAAGGAAGAAGCUGAGAGAAAAAAGAAGGAAGAGUCUGAGCGAUUGAAAAAAGAAGAAGCAGAGAAACAAAAAAUUGCUGAACAAGAACGACUCGCAAAGGAAGAAGCUGAGAGAAAAAAGAAGGAAGAGUCUGAGCGAUUGCAAAAAGAAGAAGCAGAGAAACAAAAAAUUGCUGAACAAGAACGACUCGCAAAAGAAGAAGCUGAUAGAAAAAAGAAAGAAGAGUCUGAGCGAUUGCAAAAAGAAGAAGCAGAGAAACAAAAAAUUGCUGAACAGGAACGACUCGCGAAGGAAGAAGCUGAUAUCAAGAAGAAACAAAAAGCUGAUAAACUGAAGAAAGAAAAAGAUCUCAAACAAAAGGAAGCAUCUGAGCGGUUGAAAAAAGAAGAAACCGAGAAUGAAAAGCUUGCAGAACAGAAACGACUUGGGAAGAGGGAAGCUGAUCAAAGACAAAAAGCUGAGGCUGAUCAAUUAGAGAAAGAAAGGGCAGAGAAACAACGAGUCGCUGAAGAAGAAAGUCAGAAAAUAGAAACGGAAGAGCGUGAACGUCCCGUCAAAGUUGAGGCUGAGAAAAAAAUAAUUGAAGAAGAAAAAUUGAAAGCACUACCACAAGAAAAAGAAACGUCAGAUAAGGAAAGAGACGAGCUCAAAGAAAAAGAACGCCUAAUGAAAGAAAAGGAAGAUAAAAAACGUUCUGAAAGAGAAAGGGAGGAAAAGGAACUCUUAGAGAAAGAGGAAGCCGAGAAAAGACAUAGGCAGGAGUUGGAGCUAUUGGAAAAACGUGAGGCUGAAAAGAAACGGGAUGAAGAGGCGAGAAGAUUGAAGAAAGAAGCUCGUAAAAAGAAAAAAAUUGCCGAAGCUGAAGCAGAAGCAGAACUAUUAAAAAAAGAAAAUGAAUCAAAGCAAAGGAAAGAGAAACAAAAAGCUCAGGAAAGUGAAGAAUUAGAGGUCAUCUCCUCCACUGAAAAAGACGAUACUGCGAGCAAAAAGGAAGAGCAGAAUGAAGAACGUCGGAGUGGCCGUAAAAGAGAUAAAAAACAAGUUGAAGAAGGUGAAAGAUCAUCUAGAAAAGGUUUGAACGUAAAGGAUAAGGAAGCUGAAUAUUUUGCACAAGGAAGCGAGGAUUCGGAUUCACUACGGGAUGAAGUAACGCCAGCUAUUCACAGAAAAAGAGGCAAAGACCAGGCUGUAAUCGAAGUAGAAAGAGGCGAAGGCAUGUCUAGAAGAUCUAGGAGCUAUGAUGUCCAAACUCCGACGAUUCAUGAAGAUUCUUCCGAAAGUCUUAGCUUGGCACCAUCGAGCCGACGAACUAGAUCUAAAAGUUAUUUAACGGACGACGGUGGCGAAUCAACUGCAUAUUAUUCCGCAUCAAGUCGAACUGCUGAAGCAAACAUCACAGAGUGCGGGCCCAGAGAUUUUCGGAACAAGCCAUCAUUUUGUACCAAGUUAACGGAUCGCACAGCAGCUGAAGGUUCGAGAAUCAAGCUGACUUGUGCCGUUCUAGGAUCUCCAGAGCCGAAAAUAAUUUGGUCGAAAGACGGAAGAAUAUUAGCCGACAGCAACAGGUACAGAACAAAGCUGGAAAAUGGAAUGGCAUCCCUCGAAUUUUAUGCAGCAUUGCCCGAAGAUUCGGGCGAUUAUUCCUGUAUGGCAAGAAAUACCCACGGCCAGUCUGUCACCGAAGCCAAACUGAAAGUUUACGCCGGAUUCGAGACGAGCCCGGUACCUCCGACCUUCACAAGGUCCAUGAGAGACACCUUCCGAUUCACCGAUAACGAGCUGAUCCUCGAGUGCCGGGUCAGAGGGCAACCGCUACCGACGAUCUCAUGGUUCAAGGACAAUCAACCGCUCCUCGGAGAACGGUAUCGGCAGAGCGAUCUCAGCGACGGAGUUUGUCGGCUGCAAAUUUCUAGCCCAAAUGCGUCGGACAGUGGCGAAUACACUUGCAGGGCGGAAAAUAACGUCUGGACCGAUCAGAUAUCCCAUAUGGUUAAAUUCGAUGGUCGAGAAUCUUACGCGGCAAGUAGAAAGGAUAGAAUAUCCCAGGAUGAGAAUAUCAAUCGCGAACCCCGAAGACCACACUUCGCCAGUGUGCUUACCGAUCACAGUGUCCCUGCCGGAGGAACUAUCGCUCUCCAAGUUGAAGUAAAAGGCACCCCGGCUCCCGAAGUAUUAUGGCUCCACGGCGAAACGAGGCGACCGGUAACGCAUUCGAGGGCGCGCACCUUCGCGGAAUCCGGGGUUUACACGCUGAUGGUGCCGGAAGCAUCGCAUUCCGAAACCGGAACCUACAUCUGCAGAGCCAGCAACGCUUACGGAUCGGUCGAUACCGUUGCAAGUGUUGAAGUAGUCGCCCCGAGUUCCGUUAAGGGUGGUAAACCGGCGAUGUUCCUUUCGAGACCGGACAGUCUGAUGACUGUCGCGUUGGGAGAGGAUGUUACCGUUUCCUUCAGGGUCACCGGGACUCCGAAACCAAGAGUAACCUGGAUGAAAGGCAUUCGCGAUAUCACCAACAGUCUUCGUUCGCACAAGGAAUCGAUAGACGAUUACGUCAGGUUCACGCAGAAGAGAACUCUUGCGUCGGACGAGGGGACUUAUUGCAUUUUGGCUAAGAAUUGCUACGGCUGCGACAGAACGUUCUUCACCGUUAGGGUCAAACAACGAGCCAGAUCUCUGACGCCAUCGCCUGACUGGGGAAGUCUCGACACGAGUAGUUUACUAGCCGAUAUAAACGACGAACAACGUUCAUACCCCAGACAUGUUCCCGGGCGUAUCGGCAGCGAGCCGAUUGUCAUCGACAGCGGUAGAAAUUGGUUGACUCUGUCGUGGGGAAAGGCGGAGCAACGCGGACCAGCCCCUGUAUGUGCCUAUAGGGUGGACGCCUGGCAAGUCGGUGGUGCUGGGGGUGCCCGAUGGUUCGAGCUGGGAGUCACGCCUCUCAAUACCUUCGACGCUUUCAAUCUGCGACCUGGAAGCGAAUACAGGUUUCGGGUUACCCCGCGAAAUCGUUACGGAUGGGGUGAACCUACGGUGUCCUCCGGCUCCCACGUGGUCGGCGAGAUAGUCGAGCUUCCGGAAUUCACGAGAAUUCUUCCCGGCCAGUUGAAAGCUCUGGAAAAUUCAACCGUCUCGUUGGAGUGCGAGGUUCGAGGCGACUCCAGGAUUCGGGUCCUCUGGUACCGGGAUUCCACGGAAAUUGACCCCUCCGAGGAAUCCAGGUACAAAAUAUAUUACAACGGGUUCAAGUGCUCCCUGACAAUUUUCAACAUCACCGCAACCGACUCCGGCCGAUACGUUUGCGAAGCUACGAACAAAGUCGGAAGGGUGUCCACAUUCGCCAGAGUCCUGGUCGUGGGCGAUCAAAAAAUAUUGGACGCCGACGCGAAGCUGAAAAGCCACCUGGACGGCUCGCAGGACGAACGGCCGCCGCAGUUUACAAUGAGACUGCGGGACAGACGAGUACAGAUGACGUACCCCGUUCGUCUUACCUGUCAAGUGAUAGGUGACCCAACGCCGUUGGUGACCUGGUACAAAAAUGGCAAAGAGAUUCAGCAAGACGGUUCGCAUAUUUUCUGGAACGACGAGUCCCACUUUCACACACUCGAAGUAACUCAUUCUAAUCUAGAAGAUUCCGGCUGCUAUAUGGCGGCUGCUAGAAAUUCGGCGGGAUCCGUUUCUUGCCGUUGCAUACUAGUCGUCGACAAAGGUAUUCGGGCAUACAUAGCGCCGGAAUUUUUGUGCGGACUCGACGCGGCCUACACCGCAAAGGUCGGAGGUGAGCUGAGGAUGUCGGCCCAAGUAGAAGCUUACCCCUCUGUCGGAGUGGUCUGGCACAGAGACGGAAUUCGAUUGCGUCCGAGCAGACGAGCGGUGAUGACGCUGAAUCACGACGGUACGGUAGAGCUGUCGCUCGCCAACGUCACGCCAAGGGACGCGGGAAUUUACAGCUGUACCGCUACCAACGAGGUCGGCAGAACCGAGACAACAGCCAAGGUCUCCGUUAUCGGGAACCUCGAAGGACGUCGCCCUUCCGAAAGCGUGCCUCGAGUCGUCGCUCCCGAUAUCCCCUAUUCCAAGGAACCGCUUUUCGUCACCAAGCCGCUGUCGACCGACGCCGUCGAAGGUGACACCGUGAUCAUUCUCUGCGAGGUGGUCGGCGACCCGAAACCGGACGUGAUGUGGCUCAGAGAUUUUCUAAGGCCCGACUACUACAGAGACGCGCCUCACUUUAGACGCGUCGGCGAGGGUCCCCAAUACCGUCUGGAAAUUCCUUACGCAAAGCUCGACUUCACAGGAACCUACACGGUGAUAGCGAAAAAUUGUCAUGGGGAAGCUAAGGCCAUAAUAUCGCUGCAGAUCUACGCCAAAGGUCAGGGCAAAGAAGACAGCAUGGAUCAGGCCUCCGUUAAACACGGGAAGGUAGUGACCCUGCCGAUCGUCAAAAGAGAACUCAAAGAUCUCAGAUGCUGCGACGGCGACGCUGUUUCUCUCGAGUGCAAAGUUCACGCCACCCCUGCGCCUGACAUUCGGUGGGAAAAGGAUGGCAGGCUUCUCCCCCUCGGCGGCGAUUUCGCCUCGUUCUUCGACGGAGAAACUGCUCGUUUGAGCAUCCAGCACAUCUACCCCGAAGACGAGGGCGAGUACACCUGCGUAGCGUACAACGAUCUUGGGAAAGCCUUCACCUCGGCCUGUCUGGUCGUCGACGGUGAGCGAAAUCAAAUCGUCGGCCUAACUUUUUUCCACUAG